GCCCUGCCGGUCGCACGUCGGGAGCAGCGCGCCGGUGCCUGUGACGUGAAGCGGUCAGCACGCGCCGCGAUGCGCCGUCCGCGCGUGUCGGAAACACACACACAAUAAAACCGAGCCUCAGAGAGAAACAAAAAAAAUGAAUCGUAUGAGAACUCUCGUAUCAUUCUCAGUGAUGUGUAUUACUUGGUGACGCAUCGAGCAAAGCGCUUUUUGUGUCUUGUGUCGCUGUUUUAUUUAUUUAUUUUUUUUGUUCUUUCACUUUCAUUUCGCAGACGUGCGCGCAAACUUCCCGAUCAAGAAACUGUUAGCGUAGAGAUAGCUUAGCGUGUGUGAACCUAAUAGCGGCGUGACGCGCUAGCCCAACUUUGCUUGGUUUUUAGUUUGCUCGUUUGAUUUAUUUUUCUUGUCCGCGUGCAGUGUUGAAGUGUUGGACCUGUGUCGUGUUCGUGUUGUCGGCAGUUCGUUCAAACCUGCGCCACUAGUUCUGUUUGUGUCCUGUGUUUUGGAAUUGCACGCUCCUACAACCUUCUCCUGUGUGCCAGUCUCUGCGGCAGCGCGCGCGGCCUCCGGCACCCCGGGUCUACGUGGGGCAGAGCGGAUCGCGCGGUGCGCAAGAGACCGUGAGAAGAGUGCGUGCAGUCGCCACCCCUCCCCCCCCCCCUCCCUACAACACAUGCGACACCCCGCACAGAUAAUCCCUUAUCGCGCGCCCGCUAUCAAGAGCCGCGGCAGUCGAUAGACGCGCGCGCGCCGGACACAGUGUGUGUGUGUGCGCGAGUGGAGUGCAGAUGGAGAUGCUGGGCGAGCUGAACGCGCUGGCGGGCAAGAUCUCGCCGCAGGGGCCCGCCACCGACUCUAACGCCAACCGGGUGUCGUCGCUGGGCCACCUCAACAACAACAACAACCACCACCCGUACAGCAAGCCGGCGCCGCCGCCCGCCCACGACAAGACGGCCAACGGCCGCGCCAGCCCCGCCACCAAGAUGAACAACCUGAACAACGCGCUCAACAGCAUGAACAGCAACAUGAACAGUCAGCAGGAGCAGCCCGACCCGGACUACAUCAAGAUGUUCGUGGGCCAGAUCCCUCGCUCCAUGGACGAGAACGACCUGCGCAAGAUGUUCGAGGAGUUCGGCCGCGUGCACCAGAUCAACGUGCUGCGAGACAAGGUCACCGGCCAGAGCAAAGGCUGCUGCUUCGUCACGUUCUUCACGAGGAAGGCUGCCUUGGACGCGCAGAAUGCCUUGCACAACAUCAAGACCUUGACUGGGAUGCACCAUCCGAUCCAGAUGAAGCCUGCCGACAGCGAGAACAGGAACGAGCGGAAGCUGUUUGUGGGCAUGCUGUCGAAGAAGUGCUCGGAGAACGACGUGCGGACCAUGUUCAGCCAGUUCGGAGCCAUCGAGGAGUGCACCGUCCUGCGAGACACGAGCGGCCAGAGCAAAGGUUGCGCCUUUGUAACGUACACCUCCAAGCAGUGUGCUAUAAACGCCAUCAAGACCAUGCACCAUUCUCAAACAAUGGAGGGCUGCUCGUCGCCGCUGGUGGUGAAGUUCGCCGACACGCAGAAGGAGAAGGACCAGAAGAGGCUGCAGCAGAUGCAGGCUAACCUGUGGAACCUGGCGGGGGUCAACAUGAACAUGACGCCCAGCUACAUAUCGUUGCUGCAGCAGCUACAGGCUCAAGGCGGAGCGAGCAGCGUGAACGGUCAAGCGGGCGGCCUGUCCGCCCUCAGCUCUGUGCAGCAGCAACUCCUCAUGCAACAGCAACUCGCUGCCCAGAACUCGACAGGUCAGUCUAAUGGGACGUGCGUCUCCCCCUCCACCGCUGAUCAGCUCAAGACCCAGCUGCUGAUCCAGCAGCGUUUGAAUCUCAAGUCUCCUGUAGGUCUGCAGAGCCUAGCGGCCGGCCUGGGUCUCGGGGGGUCGGCAGCCGGUGGUGCCAACACGGAGAUCAGUCCCGCCAGUCUCCAGGGUUUGGCAACUCUAGCCAACCUCUCUGUGACCAACCCCACUGUUAAUCCCAUGAGCAUGCAGAACUUGGUAACGCUGGCUGCGAUGACGGGCGGUAAUGGUGCCAACCUGCAAGUCUCGCCUACUGGAUCCAGUGCAUCUGGCUUAAGUAGCCCAGCCUUGUCAAGCCUAACCAACUCGGCGGCAGCCCUUCUCGGGAAGGCUGGCAGUUCAGGGUCCCUGACGGGGCCGGGCGCGGGAGGCAGCUCCCUCAGCCCCGUCACUAGCAUGCCCCUGGGCAGCCUGGCCGGCACUCCGCUCAACUCCAUGGCAUCCAUCAACGGCCUGGGCUCGGGCCUCGGGGCCCACAACGGUUCCGGCCUGGAGGCGCUCACUUCCUACGCCGGCAUCCAGCAGUACUCCGCAGGGUUCCCCUCGUUCGGUGGCGGAGGCCACUCUGCGAGCUCAGCGGCAAGUGCCGGCUCCCCGGGCUCCGGACCGGCGGGCAAGCAGAUAGAGGGUCCCGAGGGUGCCAACCUGUUCAUCUACCACCUCCCGCAGGAGUUCAGCGACGCUGACUUAGCAUCCACAUUCCUGCCGUUCGGGAACGUUGUCUCUGCCAAAGUGUUCAUAGACAAGCAGACCAACUUGUCAAAGUGUUUCGGUUUUGUGUCUUAUGACAAUCCUGUGAGUGCACAAGCAGCAAUUCAAGCUAUGAAUGGUUUCCAAAUCGGCACGAAGCGCUUGAAAGUGCAGCUGAAGCGUUCGAAAGAAGCGUCGAGGCCAUAUUGAGGCUGGACAGGUUCCCACAUUGCCACGUUGCGUGUAGCGAUCUGUGAUCGUGAUUGCCCUGGGCCGUCCGUAACCAAUAUAAAAAUUUAUGUGUGCUUUGUAGCGUGGGGGAAGUGAAACCAAAAAAUUUUUUUCAAGCGAGAACCCCUGUGGAUCCUGGAACUUGUACGAAAACAACGUACUGUCAUAAUUGAUUCAUGGUGAUUGUGUGGUGGACUAACGAAGUAAUCUACAGGCACUACGUACUUGUUGCACUUUACAACAGUCUUGUGUUGUUGAAUACCUGACUGUACUGUACCAUACGUUCCGAUUGUGUCUGGACAAAGCAGUCGACCAUAUCAAGCAAGAACACUUGGUGGAGAUUGUGUACAGUCUUGUCCUGUUGCUUUCGUAUAAACAGCACACAACGUCUAUGUGCAGAAAAUAGUCGCAACAUAGUUUUUUUUUACUAUACAAAAUUCUUCUGAGUUGCAGUUUCCAUUAUAACCUGCCUCUCUUGCACAUUGUAAAAUUGUGUAAAGUCAUCACUUCUCACAUGUUUUUUCUUAGUGUCCAUGUUUAUCUGUUGUCAGUGUGUUCUGGAUUUAUUUUUUGUUUGGAAACAAUGUUUGUAAUUAUGUACAACACAGCACUUCCUCUUGGCAACCUGCAAAACUCUCAUCCUGUAAUCCUCUUGACUACAGCUUCUCUCUCCUCUCUCCUCACUCCUCGGCCGUCUGUUCUCCUGAAGUUGACUCCUUCGUGUCCUUCUCCUGUGUUGGUUGUGUUGGGCGUUGCAGGACAAGUGAACUCUAGGUCACUGUCUUUAUUACAUUUUUUUACAACAGGGGGCAGGUAGAUCGUUAUAUCUUGAUUGUUAAAACAAGGAUAUAGUAAUAUAUUUUAUCUACUAGUGUAAAGGAUAUUUUCUGUACAGACUUUUCUUUAAAGCUAAUUAGCAGUAGUGUCUCUAAUAAAACAGCAACAACAGAAAAUCAAUUGCAACAUACUAUCGAAAAGGGGAUGGGAAGGCAGGGCAUCGGCCUAUCUUAAAAUAAAAUUUUGUGGUGUCAGAGUAAGGCAGCUUUUUUGAAGUUACAGUGUUGCCGGUGUUUUUUUUUUUUCUUAAAUGCAGUAAAAUAAAACUUUACUGCUGUGCCUUGUUUUUCUGUAAUAACAUUUAAAACUGUUGAAGAAUUUGUGCAAGUUUCUGAGUGGAAUGUUUCUGUGAUGCUUAGGAUUCCAUCUCAUUACCAAGUUUGAAAAUAAAAAAAUUCUAAAUAAAAAUUAUAUAAUGAAUAAUUUUAGCCAGUCACAUACAGAAUUAUUGCCACUCUGAAAUUUUGAUUUCUUUCUGUACUUUUUUUUUUUGUUAAGUACCUACUAAGUAUCACAAAGAAAUUUUUUUUUAGAACCAUUAAUAUAUCCACACUGGUUUUUACAUUAAGUUAAUGGGUUUGUGACAUAAUGAGUAAGUAUUGGAGCCAUCAUACAUAUGCUGACUUUUUUUUUUCAGGUUCAGGUUUUUAUUGUUGUUAAAAAAAUUUCCUUAAAUUUUUUACUGAAGUUUUAUUUUUAUUCUGAUAGCAUAUUGAAUGCAACAGUUGUGUUGUACAAGGAAGUAGUUGAAUGUGGUCUUGAUUAUAUUCAUGUAAAAAUAUUUAUUGCAUGUUAGUUUUGUUUGUAAUUUAUCAGAUGAGUCCUAACUUAUUUGUUCUGUUUUAUAAGUUUAUGUGUGAAACAGUUACCAAAAUGAAUGUUUUUGGCCUAGUCUUACACAAUAUUAAAUAAGCAUUUUUAUUACCAUUGUGGUAAUAGUACUUGAUGUUGCCUGCUUUUGAAUGGUUAUGUAAAAGAUGUGAUCACAAGGUCUGCACACCAUUCAUAAGGUUGCAGGAAUUAUAUUUAUAACCAAAGAUGUGUCUUAAUGUUUUUGUUGCCUGUUUAAUUCAUGCACAUGUUGUGUAUUUUUGUGUGUACAGCUUUCGACUAUUGUACUUAAAACUACGUAGUUACUUGUUCUUCUGUAUCAAACUGAAGCAAGGCAAACAGCUUUUGAAAGAUGUAUUCAGUAAAUUUUCUAUACCAAAAGUUAAUUAGCAUAGAGGUUAACCAAAGCAAGGCAAACAGCUUGUGAAAUAUUGAGUCAAGUUUAAUACCCAAAGUUCAUUAGCACAUAGCUUAACCGAAGCAAGGCAAACAGCUUUUAAAAAAAAUAAUCAUAAAAGUUUCCAUAGUCUCAAGUUAAUUAGCAAAUAAGUAUUUAUUAGUUCUUUUGAGCUGUAUACUAAAUUGUGUACAUUUUUCGUAUAUUACUUAAGUAACAGCAUUGUUUGCCUUGCAUUGCAGUAAAAUAGGGUAGUGCAAUUUUGGGGUUUUUAACUUGCUUUUACUUUAGUUUGAGAAUUUUAUAGCUCUUAUAAGGACUCCAUUUGUUUGAGUUAACCAUUUUAAUUUAUAUUAUGAUUGGUCUUCUAUUAUUGUAGAUGUCAUGUGUUGUAGCUUUCCUUGCAUAGUUGUACGUUUACAUAAAAUCAAAAUCAUGCAAGAAUUUGAAAAUAGGUGAAGGGUAGAUAUUUUUGUGUUCAUAAAUAAAUGAAAAAUAUGUUCAGUUUGUUGUUGAUCACAAAUGACAAUAAUUUGUUGUUUAAUGUAUUGCCCAUUAAAUGCCUUGAAAUUCCACUGAAUGGGUACCUUCAGAUGUGGGCAAACUAAUUGUAUGUCUGCUGGGAUCAUUUACUUAUCAGAGGCUACGUAAUUUGUUUUUGUAGUCCUGCUUUGUUGCGGUGUUUUUGUAGUUCUCUUUAGUUGUAUCCAAAAAUAAUGAACUUUAUUUUUGGUAUGUUUUUGUGGUUGAAAUGUUGCCAGUUUUGCGAACAAAAGUUUUCAUUUUGUUGUUUUUAGUCUGCAUUUUUGAGGCAUUAUUAUAUAUUUAAGUUACAAUCAUUUUGGGAUACGUGGUCAGUAACAAUUUGCCAAAAAAAAUUUUUUUUUGUUUUAUUUGGAGUAUUAUUUGAAAUAUUCUAUACACGUUUAGUUAAAAUAGUUCUGUGAAGAAAUUUAAAUGCCAUAAUUUAUGUGCAAUUGCUGUAAUGUACAGCUAUAAUUGUUAUUUUAUGUUUGUGAAAAUUGUAUUUACCAUAUCAGUGUUAACUAUUUGUGCAUUUGAAUAUAACAGCAGAAAAGUGUAUUCUGGAGUAACUUUUUAUACAUUUAUGGGUGCAAAUUGAACAACCCUUCAUCUUGUGGACAUUGAGACGUUAUGUACGUGUUUAACAUGUGUAUUAUGUUCAUGUUAUGUUGGUCGUGCACAUCCAUAUUUAGGUGUCUUCAAAAUGGGAAUUUAAACAAUAUCUCAGGAACAAAACUGUAGCGAACAUGUUUGUGAGUGCACUUACAGUUUUGUGUACCUCGCCUGUUGUUGACAAUGUCUUAAAUGUUUUGUGAAAACAAACAACAAAUGUGACAAAUUUUAUGCUCACACAAUUUUGCAACAUAGUAUUAAUGUAUUAUUAAAUAAUUAUAUACAUUAAAAGAGAGAGAUUAGACAGAUUAUUUAGUGUAAAAAAGAACUGGAAAAAUAUAUUGAACAAAAAUCUUUAUACUAGUAGCCAGAUAAUUGAAAAGAGUUUAAAAGAACUGUGGUUAUUUAUAACUACAAUUGUAUGUUCAUGGCAGCAUGCUACAAAUUAAAGUAAAACCUAUUUUGAAAAUAAAA
Molecule: messenger RNA, 6441 nt
Organism: Bacillus rossius redtenbacheri
Lineage: Eukaryota; Metazoa; Arthropoda; Insecta; Phasmatodea; Bacillidae
Product: CUGBP Elav-like family member 1
Exons: 18
Coding region: 789-2744 (651 amino acids)
Biological process (GO): regulation of alternative mRNA splicing, via spliceosome; mRNA splice site recognition
Cellular component (GO): ribonucleoprotein complex; nucleus; cytoplasm
Molecular function (GO): mRNA 3'-UTR binding
Source: RefSeq, a predicted model, not a curated record